Molecule: messenger RNA, 1164 nt
Organism: Trichophyton rubrum CBS 118892
Lineage: Eukaryota; Fungi; Ascomycota; Eurotiomycetes; Onygenales; Arthrodermataceae
Exons: 2
Coding region: 1-1164 (387 amino acids)
Biological process (GO): dephosphorylation; L-serine biosynthetic process
Cellular component (GO): cytoplasm
Molecular function (GO): magnesium ion binding
Source: RefSeq, a predicted model, not a curated record
AUGGCACUGGCACAAGCAAUACAGCCUUCGGCUCAAGAGAAGCCGGUGGUUAUAGGAUUAUACGGGGUUUCUAGCUCUAGGAAGACUACCCUGCUGAAUCAACUGAAGAGGACCCUCAAGGAUGAGGAUUUCAUGUUUUACGAAGGUUCACAGGUUAUCGAUGAAGUAACCCCGGGAGGCCUCGCCCAGUUCAAAGGAUGGAGCAGAGAACGACAGAUAACCUCACGGAAAGCGGCAAUUGACUCGAUCCGGACGGCGUGCAUCCAAAACAAGAAGGCGGCUAUUGUCUCUGGCCAUUUCAGUUUCUUCGAAGAUGACGGCAAAGUUGGGUCCCCCGUGAUUACUAGAGAUGACCUUGUCACAUACACACACAUCCUAUACUUGAAUGUUCCGACUGAAAUAUUAAUUGAGCGCCGUGCCCACGAUUCGACCAGGGAUCGCCCUUCUAUCAGCACGAAGGGUCUGCACAAGUGGCAGGAGAUGGAAAUAUCACAGCUCCGUCCACUUUGUUUGGAAUAUGGUGCCUCAUUGGAAGAUAUUUUCAGCAGCAAAUUAGGGUAUUCAUACGCUGCUUUCUGCCAAGCCGGAUUGCUUUAUGAAGAGUCGGGCGAUGACCAGGAGUUUGAUAGGAUUUGCAGCGAAGUGGUUGCGGGGGUAUCCAUGUAUCCUGAAUUUGUUUGUCUACUCCACCGUGUAGCGGAACAAGAGCAUGUUCGAGCUGUUGUCAUUACAUGUGGCAUAAAACGUGUGUGGGAAAAGGUGAUGGAGAAAGAAAGGCUGUCCGGCAUUGUGAAAAUAAUUGGGAGUGGCCGGAUUGCUGAUGGCCCAGUCAUUACGGGGCAUGUGAAAGGGGAAUUGGUCAGCUAUUUGCAAAGCAAGUACCAUAUGAAGGUCUGGGCAUUUGGUGACAGUCCGCUAGGCAUAGAUAUGCUGAAGGUUGCAGACAGAAGCAUCGUUGUGGUUGGGCCAGAGGCAACCAGGGGUAGGUCCAUGGGUGCUACCUUGGUUGAGGCUAUCGAGUGCGGCGGAGUCCGCCUGAAGCAAGUUGCUUUACCUCCCACCACACCAAUGCGGCUUGAUUUCAAGAGACUUCCUUCAUUGGAUAUUACCGGCGUGGACUUCAUGGACUUUGUCCAUUUCCUUCGCCGCCCUCCAUUCAGCUAA